AUGGACGCCGAGCACGCGGGCCCAGCGCCAACCCGGGCAUUUACUUGGAGAGAUCCUCAUCCAAUGUUUGUGAUUGUCUUGGUAGGCCAAGAAGAGAUACCUUUUGGUGUCCACAAGGACCUCGUCUGUACAAAAUCGGCAUUCUUCAGUAAGCACUUCGAAGCACAAAGCAACGAUCAACUCGAGCACAUUGUCAAGCUCCCGGAAGUCGAUCCAGAAGUCUUUGGCCUCGCCCAGAAUUUCAUGUACACACGGUCGGUUUUCGGGGAGAGUGAAACACCGCCUGGCUACGAUACCCUGAUAUCUCUUUAUGGACUUGGCAGCAAGCUAGAGGUCCACGGUAUGUGUGAGGAGACGCUCGAGGCUAUGCAGGAAUGCCGCCGGAUAACCCAGCACAUUCCCGCAACUCCGGUGCUGGUGCAGGUCUGGGAAGACACGCCAGCGGGCUCACCACUCCGCAAGCUGCUCUUACAUUGGGCAGCCGAGUACGUUCGCUCGUCAGACUCGCGGGAAGAGUUCACAAAGUCCUUGCCGCACAACGUUCUCAGCGACCUGGUGGUUGUUAUGAGCAAUCCGGACUUUGGGACGGCCAAGAACGCCUCUUCGACAUCACAUACAGGAGCUGGUUUGCCUUCACGGCGACGGCAUGGUCACGACGGGGUAGACGGAAAUAAUGAAGGCGCGGAGUGGCCCUCAAAGACACUGAAACACCGACACUCCGAUGCCGGGCAUAAGCCCGCCACUAGCAGGAAGGCGUCGAGGACAUCUUUGCCGACAGCAUUAAAGCCCGCCAAAAAGCAACGCGUCAAUAUCCAUAUCACCCCUGGUCGACCCUUUAGCGAGGAAGAGAAGCUCGUCUUCUGCGCGGACCUGAUCGGACGGAUGCUCAGCGGGCCUGGCUUCUGGACCCGCCUGGUUGGCCCUUUCAGGGAGCCAGUCAAUCCCCAGACCGAUGGCGUGCCAGACUACCUUGAAAAGAUAACACGACCAAUGGAUCUUUCCACGAUCAAGGCCAAAAUGGACCGGAAAGAGUACACCACCAGCGACGAGUUCGCCGCCGACGUGCGCCAGAUCGCGACCAAUUGCUAUGCGUACCACACAAAGGGCAAUCCGACGUGGCUCGCGUGCGAAAAGUUCGAGGACCAUUUUGAGAAGAAUUUUGCAGGAAUGGACAAGUGGCUGCUCAAGAUGGGCGGCGUGGAGGAGCCAGCCUAG
Messenger RNA from Microdochium trichocladiopsis, 1215 nucleotides. RefSeq lists its product as uncharacterized. The transcript has 3 exons. Lineage: Eukaryota; Fungi; Ascomycota; Sordariomycetes; Xylariales; Microdochiaceae. Gene Ontology annotation, biological process: regulation of DNA-templated transcription; chromatin remodeling. Bases 1 to 1215 code for a protein of 404 amino acids. Gene Ontology annotation, cellular component: chromatin; nucleus. The record is from RefSeq and is a predicted model, not a curated record.